Molecule: messenger RNA, 1328 nt
Organism: Trichoderma citrinoviride
Lineage: Eukaryota; Fungi; Ascomycota; Sordariomycetes; Hypocreales; Hypocreaceae
Exons: 5
Coding region: 64-1278 (404 amino acids)
Biological process (GO): lipid metabolic process
Molecular function (GO): phosphoric diester hydrolase activity
Source: RefSeq, a predicted model, not a curated record
UUGUUGACGUAGGCAUUUGAAAUUCUUCUUCCUUCAUCAUCAUCUGGUGAUUGGGCUGCGACGAUGAUAACCUUAUAUCUCAUCUCUCUGCUUCUCGCCCCAAGAGCGCACGCAGUCCCGUCCUCGCCAGCAGAGAUUGUCCUCAAGGGGGACUGCUCUCGCGACGGGCUGCUGUACGACUGCGGCAGAAACGGGCUCGUCUGGACGGCGGGCGCGGUGCGCAUGAACCACAUGCAGGUCGUCGGGUCGCACAACAGCUACCACGUCGAGGCGCCCAAGGCGGAGCGCGACCUGCAGAGCGCGGCGGCGCCGGCGGCGAUUGACUUGCAGUAUUCGCAUGCCGCGCUGGACGUGCAGCUGGAGUAUCUGCAUUUGCGGAAUCUAGAGCUGGAUUUGCUGGCGGAUCCGGAUGGAGGCAUGUAUAGCGAGCCGCUGAUUCGGAGGUUUGCCGGGCUGGGCGUGCCAAACGAUCCUCUGCUCAAGAAGAAGGGGACAAAGGUGCUGCACAUCCCGGACGUGGACUACCACACUACGUGCUCGACGCUGGUGUCCUGCCUGCGCAUCAUCAAGACGUGGAUGGACGCCCACCCGGACAGCGUGCCCCUGCCCAUGAUGAUGGAGUUCAAGACGGCCGAGAGGCUGGGCGAGCGGCUGGGCGGCGCAAAGGUGGUCCCCUGGACGACGGAGCUGCUGGACAUUGUCGACGCGGAGAUCCGGCAGGUGUUCAACCGGUCGCAGCUGAUUACGCCCGACGACAUCCGGAGGGGGGGACUGACGCUGGAGGAGAGUGUAUUGAGGUACGGGUGGCCGGACCUGGAUAGCGCGAGGGGGAGGAUCUUCUUCUUGAUGGAUAAUGGGCCGGUGGGGGAUGUGCGGGAUGCGUAUGUUGCGGGGAGGGAGAAUUUGGAGGGGAGGGUGUUAUUUACGAACAGUCAGCCUGGGCAGAGCGAUUGCGCGUUUCAAAAGCUUAACGAUCCUUCUACGGACGCGGCGGUCGAAUUCAUCCAGGAGCAGGUCAAGGCGGGCUACUGGGUGCGCACGCGGGCGGACGAGCCGCUGGUCACAGUCGUCGAGCACAGCUGUGCGACGGAGAGGCGGGAUCGGGCGCUGCGGUCGGGGGCGCACAUUGUGUCGACGGACUUCGCGGCGUUUGGGAUGAGUGCGCGGUGGGGAUGCGAUUACGCGGUGAGGUUGCCCGGGGGGAAGGGGGCGAGGUGUAAUCCUGUUGUUGGGAGGUGUGAGGGCUUGUUGGAGCCGGAGGAGUAUACGGCGAACUGAGGCUGGAUGAGAGAGAGGUCUAUGCGGAAUCUGAGAUUGUAUGUUGUUUU